UGUAGUCAGUCUACAAAGAAACAGUGAAGUAAACACAACAAAACAAGCGAAAGAAAGGAGGAGAAGUUUUAACGAGUGACAGCAAAACACAAGUUUAAAAGUACAAUACGAGAACAAAACGUGAAUAAUUGAUCGAAUUUGUUAUUAUUAAAAGUGAGAAAAAGUGAAAAAUCAAGUAAAAAAUGCCUGCAGUAGGAAUUGAUUUGGGAACAACUUAUUCGUGUGUUGGAAUGUUUCAACAUGGAAAAGUGGAAAUUAUUGCGAACGAUCAAGGCAACAGAACAACACCAAGCUAUGUAGCGUUCACCGACAACGAACGUUUGAUUGGCGAUGCGGCCAAAAACCAAGUCGCCAUGAACCCGAGAAAUACCAUCUUCGACGCUAAACGAUUGAUUGGCCGUAAAUUUGACGAUCCAAAAAUCCAAGAGGACAUGAAACAUUGGCCGUUUACGGUGCUCAGUGAAAAUGGCAAACCGAAAAUUGUGGCCGAAUUCAAGGGAGAACGUAAACGCUUCGCACCAGAGGAAGUCAGCUCGAUGGUUUUGACAAAGAUGAAGGAGACAGCCGAAGCGUAUUUGGGCGAAUCGGUCACAGAAGCAGUCAUCACAGUGCCAGCAUAUUUCAAUAAUGCACAACGUGAGGCCACGAAAGACGCUGGUGUAAUUGCCGGGCUCAACGUACUUCGUAUCAUCAACGAACCAACAGCGGCCGCCUUGGCCUACGGAUUAGAUAAGAAUUUGAAGAGCGAAAAGAACGUGCUCAUUUUCGAUUUGGGCGGUGGUACUUUUGAUGUAUCAGUUCUGACCAUCGACGAGGGCUCGCUGUUCGAAGUACGUUCAACGGCCGGCGACACACAUUUGGGAGGCGAAGACUUUGAUAACCGAUUGGUAACACAUUUCGCCGAGGAGUUUAAACGCAAGUACAAAAAGGACAUGGCAACAAAUCCACGGGCAUUGCGACGCUUAAGAACGGCCGCCGAACGAGCCAAGCGAACACUCUCGGCGAGCACAGAAGCUACCAUUGAAAUCGACUCAUUAUUUGAGGGUUUCGACUUCUAUACGAAAAUAUCUCGAGCUCGUUUCGAGGAAUUGUGCGGCGAUUUGUUCCAAGCCACAUUACAACCAGUGGAAAAGGCACUGGCCGAUGCCAAAAUGGACAAAUCAAAAAUUGAUGAGAUCGUUUUAGUCGGUGGAUCAACGCGUAUUCCAAAGGUUCAAUCGCUUUUGCAGAACUUCUUCAACGUAAAACAAUUGAACUUGUCAAUCAACCCAGACGAGGCGGUUGCAUACGGUGCAGCAGUACAAGCAGCUAUUUUGACCGGUAACAAAGACAGCAAGAUCCAAGAUGUGCUUUUGGUCGACGUGACACCACUCUCAUUGGGCAUUGAAACGGCCGGUGGAGUAAUGACGAAGAUAAUCGAACGAAACGCUCGCAUUCCAUGCAAACAAACACAAACGUUCACCACAUACGCCGACAAUCAACCGGGCGUUUCGAUUCAAGUGUUCGAGGGUGAGCGGGCCAUGACCAAGGACAACAAUGUGCUGGGAAAAUUCGAAUUGAGCGGCAUCCCACCAGCACCGCGUGGCAUUCCAAAAAUUGAGGUCACAUUCGAUUUGGACGCAAACGGUAUUCUGAAUGUAACAGCGAAAGAAAUGAGUACCGGCAACUCGAAGAACAUCACCAUCAAAAAUGACAAGGGUCGCCUAUCGCAAUCCGAAAUCGAUCGAAUGUUGGCCGAAGCCGAGCGCUACCGAGACGAGGAUGAGAAACAACGCGAGAAGAUUACAGCCCGAAACAGCCUCGAGGGCUAUGUAUUCAGUGUGAAACAGGCAAUCGAUCAAGCCGGUAACAAACUGUCGGAAGAAGAGAAAUCGAAGGCUCGCAACUGCUGUGGAGAAACAAUCAGAUGGCUAGAUAGCAAUGGAUUGGCCGAUAAAGAGGAAUUCGAACACAAGAUGCAAGAAGUUAGUCAGAUCUGCUCACCAAUAAUGACCAAAAUCCACACUGGUGGAGCAGACACCGGGGCAAGUAAUUGUGGCCAACAAGCCGGAAACAACUUCAACAGCUACCGAGGGCCAACCGCCACCGUUGAAGAAGUCGAUUGAAUUCAUCGUGGAGAUGCCAUCAUACCAAAUAGUCAAUACUCGUACAAUAAGAGAGCCUGUUAACUAGUUUUCAGGAUGAUAAUAGAAAUUAAGAUCUCAACCCAGAAUAAAAUCUAAAUGUAUAUAUAAAUUUAGAAAUAAAGUUGAAACAACUGAAAUGAAAAGAUAAAAAAAAUACAAAGUGUUUUUAUUGUGAAGAAUUCUAGAGUCAGUUCAAAGCUGGAACUUCAAACUGUUUAACGCUUACAACUUGUCUUCAAUUAGAGCAAAAAUAUUAAACUAAUUAACUUUGAUUGAGUGUUGGUCUUUCGAAUAGCUUCCAUUUCUUUUACAUCAUUUAUUUUAAUAUAGCUAGUUCAUUAUCAUUGAAAAAAUUUGAGGGCUAUUGUGCCUUGAUAAUUCCUCUAUAAGUAUAGUGUGCGCUUUCAAAGAACAAAUUUCAUCAAUUACUCAAAAAGGGAAAGAGUCACAGAUAAGUGUUUCACGUUUCUUAAUUUCUAAAAGCAGAAUUUUUUCCAAUUAUAUAUAGUUAUACUUAUUCAUCAACUCGCUGAUAACAUUUCAAGCGACAUCGCUGGUUGCGUCUGGUUUCAAUUUUCUAUGUUCAAAAAAAGCACCUGCACCAUAUCCGCACGCAGCUACGAUUCCACAUACCUACAAGCCAAAAAUAAAAUCAAUUUAAAAAAAAUCUAAUUUCAAUCGAUGAUAUUGUUGUCAUACCCAUACUACAACUAAUUUCGGACUGUAAGCUAUAAGUAACAAUGCAGAUAACAGAAGGAACAAAAUCGAUGUUACUACAGAAUAGGUAAUUUCAAAUAUCGGCCAUAAACUAUGAUAUAUGCAAUUGAAUUCUAUCACAUGGGAUAGUACCAGUAACGAGGUGACUAUGAACGCAGCAAUUGUCGCACAGAAGAAAUAUACCACUGCGCCUGACAUUUCCUUUGAUUCCACUUGUAUGUAAAUAUUGCUAAUCAGUUCACACAUCUAGUAUAAGGACAAAAUACAAACUUAUGCGUAUUUAUUUAUUUCAAUUUGUUGAUUCAUUCAUUAAACAUUUGCGACAUACCAAACAAACGAUUUGAAUUAGGCCCGGAAUCGUAAGCAAAUAUUCGAAAUUCCAUGGCCUUGAAUCUAUUACUGUUGUGGUUGAUUGAUAAGGAUUCAUCUGUACCAAAUUUGAAUGUGACAUUUCGAUUGCUGCAAUUUUUUACACCACGAUUUGUAAAUAAAUAAAUUUUGCACACCUAGAUUAAAUAUGGAAAAUAAAAAAAAACAAAA
Sitodiplosis mosellana (orange wheat blossom midge) is the source of this 3383-nucleotide messenger RNA. RefSeq names its product major heat shock 70 kDa protein Ab-like. Bases 183 to 2105 code for a protein of 640 amino acids. The transcript has a single exon. Gene Ontology annotation, molecular function: misfolded protein binding; ATP hydrolysis activity; ATP binding. Gene Ontology annotation, cellular component: cytoplasm. Gene Ontology annotation, biological process: cellular response to unfolded protein; protein refolding. The record is from RefSeq and is a predicted model, not a curated record. NCBI's taxonomy places the organism in Eukaryota, Metazoa, Arthropoda, Insecta, Diptera, Cecidomyiidae.